AUGCAGUGCGGGGUAGUCGGGAGCGUUGGAGAGGGGGCAGUUAAUGAAGUUGAUAAUGAAGCCCCAGGUUACGAAAUAUACAUGGGCCGAGAUAAAUAUGAAAAUGAAAAUUUAAUUGUUUUUGCAUUUCCUGAAGAUGUUUGGUUUCACGUUAGUGAGCUAUCUAGUGCUCAUGUAUAUGUUCGUAUGCCUUACGGACAAACAGACUACGAGAGUCUGCCACCAGCAGUAAUCGAGGAAGCUUGCCAACUAACAAAACACAACUCUAUUGAAGGAUGUAAACAAUCAGAAGUAACAAUUGUAUAUACCCCAGCAUCUAAUCUAAAGAAAACCGCCAGUAUGGACACCGGACAGGUAGGAUUUAAGCAGCAGAACAUGGUAAAGUACAUAAAUAACGUAAAGAAGGAUAAGGAGAUGAUAAAAAGAUUAGAGAAGACGAAAGCUGAACCUAAUAUAAAUCUUGAGGAAAAAAAACUUGAACGUGAUAGAAGAGAACGUAAUGAAAGGAAACAAAAACUACAACAAGAAAAACUUAGGCAGCAACAAGAAGAAGAAGAAAAACGUAUUCAAAGAGAAUUAAAGACUUAUCAAUCCUUACAACAUUUAAAACCUGUAGAGCAGUAUAAAGGGGAUGGCACAAUAGACAGCUGCAGACAGAUAGAAGAAGACUUCCUAUAA
Molecule: messenger RNA, 678 nt
Organism: Eimeria maxima
Lineage: Eukaryota; Apicomplexa; Conoidasida; Eucoccidiorida; Eimeriidae
Exons: 3
Coding region: 1-678 (225 amino acids)
Source: RefSeq, a predicted model, not a curated record